Messenger RNA from Salarias fasciatus (jewelled blenny), 3507 nucleotides. RefSeq names its product claudin-4-like. The transcript has a single exon. Gene Ontology annotation, cellular component: bicellular tight junction; membrane. Lineage: Eukaryota; Metazoa; Chordata; Actinopteri; Blenniiformes; Blenniidae. Bases 281 to 958 code for a protein of 225 amino acids. The record is from RefSeq and is a predicted model, not a curated record. Gene Ontology annotation, molecular function: structural molecule activity.
UGAAACCAUGGCAGAGCAAACAGAGGGAUCUCCCUCCUCCGCCCAGCUGCAGGCACGCUGUGCCGUCUUUUCAAGAAUACCGAAAAACUGGUUUCCCCUUUCUGAGCAGACAUGCAAAACAGACACACACACACACACACACACACCCACAGGGAUCCUGUGAGGCUCACACAUGCACACACACGCUGAAAUAACACCCCUCCCUCGCCGAGCCGCUCCGGCGCCAGCUGUUUUUCGGUGAAGGCCCGCAGUCCGGGGACAGUCGAGGCCGGCCGGAGUCAUGGACUGGCGGCUGGAGCUGGCCGCCCUCGCCGUGGCCGCGGCCGGGUGGCUGUGCGCCGUCCUGACUCGCAUCCUGGCUCUGUGGACGGUCAGCGGCAGCGUGCGGAACGUCACGGCCUCCCUGCCGGCCUACUGGGACGGGGUGUGGCUGCAGUGGGACCACUGGGACCUGGCCCACGACGGCAGCCUGCACUGCUCCUUCUACCAGGCUCUCAUGUCGCUCUCGGGGAACUUCCGGACGUGGCGGGCGCUCAUCAUGGCCGGCAUCGGCGCCGGGGCCUUCGCCGUGGCGGUGGGAGCCGCGGGGAUGGUGUGGUUCCCCAGGCGAGGGCAGAUCAAAGUGUUUUCUGGUGGCCUCUUUGUUCUGUCCGGGAUCCUGCUGCUGGUUCCCACAGCCUGGACGUGCCACCACACCAGCCAGCCACUGGGGGGCGCCGUGCCGCUCAGGAGAGCCUGGGGGCCUGCCCUCUACCUGGGAUGGAUCUCCUUCGCCCUGAUGCUGGCCGGAGGGGCUUUCCUCUGCAGCAGGUGCCCCAGGAUGGAGCGGCAGGAGGGGGAGGCCCCUGACAGCAGCAGGUACCCCGCCCUGGAGGACGAGUCCAGCCACCCGCUGAGCAGGAUCCACAGGACCACCUUCACCAGCAGCCAGUACGAGCGCAGAUCUGAGCCCAUCUGACCGCACUGGGACAUCCUGACGUUCAACAAAACAUUCUGUGGUUUGUGUCUGUGGAUCCAGAAAGACUUUGGUUUCACAUCUUGAGCAAUAAUCAUGCACUGAUGGUUUAACUGGACUGAAUGAUUACUGACAGUGAUUCACACACAGGACUUAAACAUCUGAUUACAAUGUUUUGUUUAGUUUAUCAUCAUCCAACUUUUAGUGAAAUUAAGAGGCUGUGUAUGUUGCAUAGAACUGUUUCCAUUCAUUUUCACAGUUUAAAUCCACUUUGAAGAGAUCCUUCUGGGAAUGUUUGUUUGAGCACUGGACUGCUUCUGGGUAUUCUCCUCAGAAUGAUUAAACAACUUUCUCAUGAUUUCACUGAGUUGUAAUGAGAGCGGACAUGCAAACCAUAAUGUGAAAAUCAGGUUACUGUUCCCACAAAGGAAAAAGAGAUGCUGUUGAUUGAGUUACUGCUUUCUCAUUUGCCAUAAACCACUUUUAAAACCGCCAGUGUGACACUGUGAUGCUGUUGAAAGUCCCACUGCUGCUGGGUUUGUGGUUCAUUCAUGUAGCUGGAAACUCAGAAUUGGGAAGGAGUUAUUUUCAUAUGAGAAGUUUUCACAGGAAAAGUCAGAAAAUAGAAUAACAGUAGAUAAAUGACUAGCAGCACUGUCAUCAGAUUCUCUGUUCAACUACAAUAUUGACAUUCCAGAGUACAUAAAAAAAAAAUCUUCAAAUAGAUGGAUAAGCAUCUCCAUGUUCAGUGCAUUUCUUCAAUGUAUUUGUUGCUCCAAAUGUUUAUAUUUACAAGCAGCAAGUGUUGUAUUUGAAGACAAGAUGAAAAUAGUGAGAAAAUGAAUGGAGAACAAGUAGGUUUGUUUACGUUCAUUGAAACUGCUGCUUUCUGUGAAUUCACUGAAACUGAUUCCCAGGAGGAAGUUUUCCAGUUUCACCUUUCCAGCCUCUCCUGAAUAUGUCACUUAUCACACAGUUCAAAAAAAUGGAAAUUUGUCUGUCAUGAAAACUGAAAUUUCCCAUUCAAAGUGAAAACAUGACAAAAACCUUAAAGAAAGUUCACCGUCAUAAAUACCUGCAGAUACUCAUAUUAACCAAAAUAAACUGUAAUGUGUGUGAAGUGAAAUCUUUUCUGCAUAUCAUAAAUGUUGUUUUCGUGCUAGACUAACUGUAUUUUUAAAUUUAACUGUGAUUUAUGUUUAUUACAAAAUAUACACGUCAUUCAGAUCAUCUUCUCAGAAUUCAUCCAGACCUGAGAUUUUCCCACAGCGUAGCAUUUCUCCCACCUCGAAGUGGGAUUUUCCAGCUUAAAUUAUGAGCUUAACAUGGACACUCGUGAAAUGUGUGUUGAACAACAUGAACCAAAUAAACCAAGAACGAGAACUAAGUGUUAAAAAUCGAACACCAAGAAACACUUUUAUUUUAUAUUGUAUAUUUUUUAAAAUCAUUUUUUUUCAGUUUUACAUUGACAAUGUAACCCACUGAAAUGUUUCUUGAAGGUUUAUUUGUGUGGAAUUUCUGCAACAAAUUUUCCGGAUGAAGGAUUAAAAACAAACAAACAAAAAAAAUCAGUUUGCAUCUCUGUUCAAUGAGUGAAGAAACAAAGAUGCUGAAGCUCAAGGGAAUGAAUCCAGUGUGUAAUUCAAAAAGAUAUAACCAACAAAAUGUUUUUAAAAAAUAAACUGUUUGCAGCCAUUUGUAAUUAUUUAGGGAAGUUAAAAGGACAAACAAGAUGCAGUUCCUGUUUCUGUUUCAGGGACUUUUAUAAAUAACCUGGCAGAAAAUAAGAUCUGGCCGCUGGUAAGAUGAAUAUUGAAAUUCUAUGCACUUUUCUUAAUUUUUCUUUUUGAACAAAGUGUUUUGUUUUUUUUUUUGUUUGUUUUGUUUCUGUCACUGGAAAUCUUUUAACUAUUCUUAAAAACACUUUAUUUUUUUCUUAAAACUUGAGAAAAUAAACUAUACUUUGAGAGGAUGUACUUAACUUUUUUCAUAAAUUCCAUCAUUUUUCUCAUAUCUCACACAUUUAAAGCUCCUUCCCAACUUUAUGUUUCUGUAUUUCAUAAAUCUUGAAUAACGGAUAUUGUAUGUUGGUCGUAUUGUACUCGGGUGAGUUUGGGUUUGACUCUCAAUCACCUUAAUCUGCUGCCUCCUUGCUCUGGACAUUAAACAUGUUCAGAAAAUGAAUUUCAUGUACAUUUCUGAUCAAGGAUUUCUGAGUAGACUUUGCUUUCUGGUUUAGAUUAAGAGUGCAGAUCUAGAUUUAGUGGCUUUUCUGGCUACCAGAUGCUUCAGCAGUGCUUCAAACCCAGCAGCUGUGAAAUCUUAUUCUACUGGCAGCCCUGACUCUAUUUUAUUUGAUGGCUGCACAGUCAGUUUGAGAGUUUCUCCUUUACUGUGCAGAUUGAGUUUGUUUUGUUGUAGAUAAAAAGAUACAUUUCAAAAAAUGUUUAUAGAUCAAACAGGUGACUGAUUAACGCUCUAGUGUGUCGCAGCACAGUGUUGAAAAACACUGAUUUAAGGAAUAAAUUAUACAAUAUUCAACAUUGUUGUCA